AUGAGGAGAGAGCCGGCCGGCGAUGUGGGACGUGCCAAAGAGAUGGAUGAAACUCUUGCUGAGUUUUUCAGGAGGACCAUCUUGAAAAUCCCAAUGACUGAAAUGAUGACAGUCCUAAAAACCUGGAAUUUUUUGUCUGAAAAUCAACUGCAGACUGUAAACUUUCGGCAGAGAAAGGAAUCUAUUGUUCAGGACUUGGUUCUGCUUUGUGAGGAGAAUCGUGCGAGUCUCAAUGAUGCAGCCCUUUUAGACAUCAUUUAUACUCAGUUUCAUCGGCACCAGAAAAUUUGGGAUGUUUUUCAGAUGAGUAAAGGACCAGGUGACGACAUUGACCUUUUUGAUAUGGAACAAUUCAAAAGUUCAUUCAAGAAAAUUCUUCAGAGAGCAUUAAAAAAUGUGACAGUCAGCUUCAGAGAUGCCGAGGAGAACUCAGUAUGGAUUCGAAUUGCCUGGGGAACACAGUAUAAAAAGCCAAACCAGUACAAACCUGCUUACGUGGUAUACUAUUCCCAAACUCCAUAUGCCUUCACUUCGUCCUCCCAACUGAAGAGCAAUCUACCCCUUCUGGGUCAGGCACUGACAGUUGCUAGCAAACACCAUCAGAUUGUGAAAAUGGACCUCAGAAGCCGGUAUCUGGACUCUCUUAAGGCUAUUGUUUUUAAACAGUAUAAUCAGAGCUUUGAAACUCACAACUCUACUACAUCUCUACAAGAAAGAAGCCUUGGGCUAGAUAUAAAUAGGGAUUCAAGGAUCAUUCAUGAAAACAAAGUAGAAAAAGAGAGAGUGCAGAAAGUGACUCAAGAAAUUUUUGGAGACUAUCCUCAACCAAGACUAGAAUUUGCACAAUAUAAGCUUGAAACGAAAUUCAAAAGUGACUUAAAUGGGGGCAUCCUGGCUGAGAGAGAAGAGCCCCUCCGGUGCCUGGUAAAGUUCUCUAGCCCUCAUCUUCUGGAAGCACUAAAAUCCCUGGCCCCAGCCGGUAUUGCAGAUGCACCACUUUCUCCACUGCUCACUUGCAUACCCAAUAAGAGAAAGAAUUAUUUUAAAAUUAGAGAUAAAUAA
Rangifer tarandus platyrhynchus (Svalbard reindeer) is the source of this 1062-nucleotide messenger RNA. The record is from the annotation of a GenBank genome assembly. NCBI's taxonomy places the organism in Eukaryota, Metazoa, Chordata, Mammalia, Artiodactyla, Cervidae.